Messenger RNA from Sitodiplosis mosellana (orange wheat blossom midge), 3594 nucleotides. RefSeq names its product cingulin (gene asl). The coding region runs from base 344 to 3475 and encodes 1043 amino acids. NCBI's taxonomy places the organism in Eukaryota, Metazoa, Arthropoda, Insecta, Diptera, Cecidomyiidae. The transcript is spliced from 5 exons. The record is from RefSeq and is a predicted model, not a curated record.
CAAUUUUGAAAAAAAAAAUAGUUUAAUGUCUUCAGUCAAUAAAUGCAAUUACAAACGCAUUCACCUAACUUUGCGCAGCGACACACGCGGCUGGUUUCAGCAUAUUGACGCGCGUAUUUGAUGACAGAUUGGCAAUUACAUUCAAACUAACGCCACAAGUUGUUUACAAAAAGAUUCCAACGCAUGCAAGUUUUAGUGUACAGAAUACUUGUUUUCGUGCAACAAUUCCGUUUAUUUUUUUUUCUCGAAUAAUUGACUUAUUUUUGUGUUAGAUCAAGUUUGCUAUAUAUCAAAAAAGAAUAUGAACUAAUUUGGUGCUAAGUUGUUCAUAAAAUAAGUGAAAAUGGAUGUUCCCGGACUGAGUUUAUUUCAGGGAACCGAAAGCAUAAAGUUGAACAACGACCAACAACGAGCUGAAGAAGAAGAUGCCAUCGAAGAUCGAAAGAGACGCAAUGAAGAGUUGGAAAGCGAAUUACAAAAUGCGUUUGACGAUUUGGACGAUUUCGAGGACGAUGACGACGUUAGUGUAUCUUAUAAUGCUUCCAAUUCAUCGGCGAAUCGUAGAAAUGCCGCAGCGUUAGCAAAUCCAAUAUUCAACGGUAUUGAGACCAAUCGCAUAGCACACCUUAACAGUCAUGACAAUGAGCGGAUGACCGAGAUUCUUCAGCUGAAAAAUAUGUUGUCGUCGAAGAAUGAAGAGUUGCGAAUUGCCGCCAGUGAAAUUAAGAAUUCACAAAAUAAAAACGACGAGCUGGUCAAACGUCUUGCCAUUGCUGAAGCGGAAAAAGAGCGUGCCCACAUGAGUCGCCAACAGACACACGAAUUAUUCGUUGAAUCAAAACAAAAGCUAUCCGAACGUGAUGAAAUAAUAUCUGAUUUGAAUGGAAAAAUUAAAUCGCUCAACGAUAAAAACCUCGAAGUCUUGGCCGAAUUGGAGCACACAAAAUCAUUGCUGAGCGAUGUCCAACAUAAAUACCAUAUGGUUGAGAGAAAUGCUAGUUAUUCGUCGGAGAAACAUGCAGACAGUAUGGUCAAACAAAUUAACGAUCGACAUGCGGCUCAAACUGACAUGAUGCAACAACAAAUAAAUACAAUGCGCACAAAACUUGAAGAUCGAGAUAAUGAGCUGAAACGAUUGAUGGUACAAAAUAAUGAGCUACAGAAAUCACGUGAAGCAGUCUUACUUGACAAAGCAGAUACCAUAAAUCAGUUGACGCAUCGCCUGGACGAUGCACAGCGCCAAGUCCAAGAUCUGAUUCGCAAGAAUGGAACUAGUGGAGAUUUGGCACAAGAAAAUGUUCGACUGAUGCGUUCGGUUACCGCUUUGCAGCAACAAACAGAUGAAAUGCAACAAACCAUCAAUGAGUUAAAUUUGAGACUAGAAUCAACGACCACCGAACUUGAACAGCUCACCGAAACAGCCAUUAAUAAUAUCGAAACCAUAUCGAACAGCGACCAUAAUCUACCCACCAAUGGCAUUGGGGAAACGCCAAUGAUUCGAAAAGCAGUCAGCCAUCCAAGGCUAGCUGUGAGCAGUACGCCGUUUCAAGUUGAGGAUCGUAUAACGCGACUGAAACAAGAAUUCAAUCGAUGUGUUGCCGAUCAAAAAGCGAAGCGCCAAGAAAUUCUAGCACUAAAAGAAGAGCUCGCAGCCAAAAAUAAGGAAAUCGAUCGACUCAAGCAAGAUGAAAAUCUUGCGUUAAUCGAAUUAAACACCAGCAAAGAAAAUACUGAACGUCUUGCCAUCCGAUUGAAAAACAUGGAACGUGAGUUAGAAGAUUUCAAAAAUAAAACAGAAUCCAGGCACCAAGAGAAAACCACAAGAGACGAAAACGACCGUAUACAGAAGCUUCAGCAAGAAAAUGAGAAUUUCCGGUCAAACUGCAAUCAUUUGAAUGAAACAAUUCGGGCAUUGGAAGACGAGCGUGACAGAACCGAAGAGAAGUACAGAGAAGUGUGUAAAGAAAUGGCCGAGUUACAACAGAAAUUUAGCCAACUGGAAUCAAAUCCAUGUCUAGAAUGCGAAAAAGAGAAAUUUUUAACCAAAGAGUCUCGAGAAGAGUGCACAAGACUGAAAGAGCUAUACAUUCGGAUCACCGACGAAAAAGAAGAAGCAUUGCGAAAGCUCAGACAAACCGAAACGGUCGAUUUGAAGAAAGAAUUGCUUGAACAACGAAAUAUGGUAGCAAGUUUGGAACGAUCGCUGCAAUUGGCCGAAAUGAAGUACACCGAAAUGUCAAAGAUUUUAGAACGAGAAAAGACCGACCAUGAAAUUCAAAUCGAGAAUUUGCGCGCAAAAUAUGAAGCGGAAAUAACCAACAUUGAAUCGAAAGAGCAAAAGGACAUAUCAAAUUCGUGUCUCAAAUGCGUUGAUCUAACAGCAAAAUUGGCAAAGUACGAAAUUGAAGGAUUGCAACUCCAAACCACAGUAUCUGGAUAUCUUAAAGAUAUACAUGAAUUGAAGAAGUCACUGAAAAAAGCUGAACAAACAAUCACAGAUCUUAGUGGAAAGUUAGCAUUAAAAGAGGAACAUGAACAAUUACUUGAUGAGUUGAAGAGCAAGGCCAAGCAAUUUGAAGAGUUUAUGCGCAAUCAAUCGCCGACCAAAUCAAUUUUGGUAGAUGCGAUUGUGAAUAGUCAAACUAGUCGGGUUCGUGAUCAAUGCGUAUCAACGGAGGAUCUCAUUGUUAUUGAAAGUCCACGACCAGGUAGUGUGACUAGUAUUGUAGGCUUGGAUCGGUCAGCCGAAAAGAGAAUCCGUGAAGAUAUGGCCCGUGCAAUGGCAUUGAAGGUUAAGGCGGUUGAAAACGAAUUCAAGGGACAAAUUCUGGAAUUUGAACAACAAGUUAACGAACUUACAACUGAAGUAGUCACACUGCAAACACAGCUGAAGGAACGUGAAACUGAUGUCUCCAACCUGAAAACGUGCAUUUUGAAAGAGCGAUUCGAGGUGAGGAAUAUUCUGGAACAAAAAGGGGCAGAACACAUGGAAAUGAUGAAACAACAUCAAAAUGAUCUUUCGACUACACGCAAUGAUCUUGAAGUGGCGAACAAACGUGUCAACAGUCUACUGAAUGAGCUAGAUCAGUGUAAAUUGCAAUUCCAGGCUGAACGAGAAAAUAUGAACAAAUUGAUGAGUGAAUGGAAGGCACAAAUAGCUGCUCUUGCUGAACGUGAACAGAAUCUCACCAAACAAAUACACAAUAUGGAACAUAGUUAUAGGACCACGGUAAGCAGUCUCAACGAAAAGUGUAUGGCGGCCAAAAAAACUGCGGCCAGCUACAGAAAGUAUUCCGAGGAUAAGGAGAAACACAUCGAACAGGAAAGUGAACGAAUCAAAUUAGCGUAUGAGGAAACGAUGGCAAAAAUAAAGGAUAAUAUGAAUAAGGCCAUAAAAGAUCACGAGAAACGAGCCAAUAGACGAAUAUCUGAAAUGCAAGCUCAAUUGGAUGUCGUAAUGCAGAAACGGAAAUAAACAUAAACUAACACAUAAAUGCGAAAUUUGUCUCGUUUUCAAUAAUUACAUGAUUAUUAUUUUUUUAAUUUGAUCAAUUUUGUGGUGAAAUAAAACAGUGUUGAAAUGUUUUCAUUAAA